AAGGAGAAAAAAAAAAAACCUCUGCGGCGAAAGGCGAUUUCGAAGCGAUCUCUCUCUCUCGGCUCGACGAAGGUUAACCAUAAUGGGGCAAGAUUACAGUUACAGCCAGCCAUCUUCAUCAUCAAACUCUGUAGACAUAACCUCCCUGAUUGAAGCAGAAGCUCAGCUGUACGCGGAUGAAGCUGAGAGUAGCCACUUCAAUGCCGAGCCGCUUCAGUACCAACCGCAACCAGAGUGUGAUGAUGGAAUCCCUAGAAGCUGCUACUGUGGUGCGGAGCCAGUUGUCGGCUACUCUACAACUCGUAAAGACCCAUACAGACGUUACUUCACGUGCAACAAUGCUGAAGAUGGUGACUGCCACGUUUGGAAAUGGUGGGACGUGGCAGUGAUAGAGGAGAUGAGGGACAUUCAUCGGGAGCUUAGGGAGCUUAAGGGUGCACUUAACGAGAGUGAGCAGAAGGUUGUUGUCCUCGAGAAGACAGUAACCGAGUUUUCAAAGAAGAAACCAGGAGUGAAGCUAAUGGUCUCUACCUUAGUUUUAACCGGGUUGGUGUUACUUAUUCUAGUUGGAAUAUUACUCAAGGCUUCAAAGGACAGUGGCGGACCUCGCUUGUUUCUGAAAUAAGGUUAAGUUGGUCACGGGUGCACUGAAGGUUGGGCA
Molecule: messenger RNA, 661 nt
Organism: Raphanus sativus (radish)
Lineage: Eukaryota; Viridiplantae; Streptophyta; Magnoliopsida; Brassicales; Brassicaceae
Exons: 4
Coding region: 83-625 (180 amino acids)
Source: RefSeq, a predicted model, not a curated record